UUCUGUGCCAAGUGCAAUUUCUUCAAAAGGACAAGGCAAAACAACGGAUUGAGAACCUCGGCUUUCUACACACAAAACCACUGCGAUCAGAGAACUAGCUGACAACCAUUAAAACACACGUUUAAUGAAGAAACUUCAGCACCUCUACUAAGCUAAUACCUUUAAUUUCUUUCCUGACGAAACAAAGAGCUCAUUUGCAAAACUGGUACCACACUGAAUCAUCCGGAGGCCCUAUUCAGGGACUGACAGAGCACAACCUACAGUAUUACAGCUACAUCCAGGGGGAACCAGGCUAGUGCAGAGUGCGACAGCAUUCUAAACCCAGCUUUACUGCCUUGCUCUUGUAAAGCAAGGCUGGAUUACUGCUACUGCUUCGGGAGGAAAGGGGGGCGAAUGUUCGUUUGCCCAGUUGAUUUUACAGAAGCCUGGACAGUGCAAUGAAGACAGCUGGGCCACGCUCAGUGAGAGCAAGGUGACAGCAAAGUCCUGGUGAUGCCACAGUGGCUUCCAUCUUGCUGCAAGAGUUCAUUACCAUGUCUUCGGAGUUUUAAUCCCACUCGCCCCGCGGAGUGACUUCAUUGUCCCUGGGGCCGGGAUUCAAACUGGACGGCGUCUGCAUCCGGUAUAACUUUCACGGAGUGCCGGAAUGAUCCCGAGACAAGACCUUGAUUGACAGCAGUUCCGCACUACACCGGGAGGCAGGAAGGAAGGGGGGAAAAUCGGAAGAAAACGGGGGGAAGAAAAAGAGGAUCGAGGCUUCGGGCAGAGACUGAAAUCCAAGCAGCGGAGGGGGUCUGACGAGCGAGGGUCAACGCUCGAAGCCUCCAGCUGUGAGGCAGCGAGAGGCGAGGCGGAAGAGGCAGCUGGUUUCAGAGGGCCAGUCGAGUCCCGCGUGGGCAGGACGAGCAGUCGCAGCCCCACCCCCUUCUUUCUCCCUGCACAGCAAACUCGGCAAAAACUAGCUCUGACACCCCCCCCCGCCCGUGCUCUCUCCUCCUCCACCCCCCACACCCUCAACUCUGCCCCCUCUCCCAGACUGGCCUUUCCAUUGUUCCCUGCUCUCACCUCGCCAGCAUGCUAACGCAGGCCAGGCUGAAGACGGAGCCUCGCCCCCCUGUAUAAAUACACCAGGACAGCCGGCACGAGCCCGCAGUACCCUGAGUUUCACAGCGCACUCCCUGCCUCCCUCCUCUUCCAGCUCUCCUGCUCGGAAACGUCCCGGACGAUGCGACUCUCCCUGCCCUGGAUGCUGCUGCUGCUGUUGCCGUGGAGCCCGGCGCUGGGGCUGGGGCUGGGGGAGCACCAGCUCUGGGACCUGGGCAAGUCCACGCGCUGCGUGCCCAUCCCGGAGAGCAUGGCGCUGUGCCAGGACAUCGGCUACACCGAGAUGCGCCUGCCCAACCUGCUGGGGCACGAGACGCGGGGCGAGGCGGCGCAGCAGUCCGCCAGCUGGGUGCCCCUGCUGGCCCGAGAGUGCCACCCGGACGCCAGGGUCUUCCUCUGCUCUCUCUUCGCGCCCGUCUGUCUGGACAGGUUCAUCUACCCGUGCCGCGGCCUGUGUGAAGCGGUGCGCCUCAGCUGCGCCCCCAUCAUGGCGUGCUACGGGUACCCCUGGCCCGCCAUCCUGGACUGCGACCAGUUCCCCGCGGACCACAUGAUGUGCAUCCCCUCCCUCUCCGGCAACUCCAGCGCCGGCGGCAGCAGGGUGUCCCGUUCAGGGAGCAUCCAGCCUCGCGCCCGCUGCUUGCCGGGACAGGCGCCGGUCUUCUCUCUGACCCCGCGUGUCUGCUGCAGGGGUGCCCCGGGCCAGCUGUCGGGACUGCGAACUGGAGGAGGCCACGUCUGCCAAGGACGUCCUGGACACGUUCUGCGGGAACGACUUCGUGGUGAAAGUACGCCUCCUGCAGCUGAACACCACCAGUGCCAGCCUGACCCGGUUCUCCCUGGACCCGCGGAUCGAAGUUCUGAAGCACGGCCCCCUGCUGGGGGGGGAGGUCCGGGCGCGGCUGCAGCUCUGGCUGGACCGGGACGCCACCUGCGUGCACAACAUGACGCGCCGCGCCCCCCCCGCGGGCACCUACGUCAUCGUGGGCGCCGUGCGCGGCGGCCGGCUGGUGGUCCACAAGGCGUACGGCUGGCACAAGCGGGACAGGAACCUCGUGGCGGCCACCAGGAAAUGGAAACGCCACCGCUGCCGGGGGUAGAUCCGGGAGGAGGGGACGGACAGCCAGGAGGGCCUCCCCGAGGCGCGGCGGGUGAACUUGUACAGGCGGAGUGGCACGGAGAUGCCACAGGCUCCCUGCAGCUACUCUGCGACGCUUGUUCCGCGUUCCGAUUCCGUGUACACACGCGUGCACGGGCGGACGCGCUGGUGAAGGGGCCGGGCCUUACUGGAUCGAAGGGGGCCGCCCUUGGCUCAGAGGUGACGUGCCCGAGUGACGGAGCGGACACAACGACACAGUGACCCGGCCCCGGCCCGUGAAGUCAAACACCCUGCACAAUACCGUGGCUAUCUUGCCAAACUGAGGUCACACACCUCCGCAUCGGACUCCGUAAAGAACAGCACUGUGCCAAGUCACGAACACCACCUUGUGCUGCCUGUACCAUGGUUAUCUUUAUUAUCUUUUUGUCAAGGCUUCUCAUUUGAAUCCUGCAGCUCACCGUGCAGAGAUAAGUGUGGCGAGAGCAACCCCUACAGGCUGGAAACGGUACUAUAAAGUAUUAAACUGGGUUCUAGGGUGCAGUGCAGUUAGCAGUGAAAACUUCCAAGUCUAACUUACCAGGUCUGGGGUAUAAUAAGGGGUUUUAAAUGUACUAUAUGUCAUUUCGGUACGAGAAAGGCUUCAGCAACCUCCAGGGGAAAAACACACAUCUGUCUCACUUUGCCAUUACUCAGCAGCACAGGAAGUGCGGAGUAAAUGUAUAAGGAACCCUUCCAGAGCAUUACAGAUAAGAAAAACCUGUUUUAUAAGCCACGUGAAAUAUGCUGUUCCUACGUAAUCUGACAUUCCUAGAUAAGAAUGUAAGAAAAAAAAACAAUUAUUUGUAGCCUAUGUGACAAAUGAGAACUUAUUGUGCAUUGUAAAAAUGUGUAAAUAUAUUUUUCUACUGUUAGAAAUGCUGUAUAAAGCUCAAUUACUUCACCAGGCAUGACUCUGAACAGUAUGGAUGCACAUCACCAUGUGCUUCAGAUUUUACAGUACCUUUGUGUGCAAAUAAAGGUUUCAGUACACACCGGUAGAAAACUGAAAUGUCUUUCCAAGUUACAUCCCAGAAACCUCACGUUCCUGAAGUGCCACAGAAGCCCUGAAGACACCAGUGCGUGUCGCUCUCCCUGUGUGGGGAGCGGACUGGGGGAUCUCUGUUGUGACGGAGUCAGCCAGGGAAAUAAAGGUCAGGACAACACAGGACAAGACCAGAGGGACGCCCAGCCGGAGGGCCAGUCACAGUCCCAGGAGAACCGGAACAACUCCAGCAGGACUGGACCUCUUUUUAGGGGAAUAAGGAAGCGUUUAAUUUUAUCUCCCCGAAAUGAUACAUCAUGAAUGUCCCUAUGAAAUAAAGAUUUCUUUGCAAACUAAACUAUCAGAAACUAUGAAAUACAUCAGUGUUUCCAACUAAAAGAAAACAACAACUACUUUUUUCGUAAAUCUAUCUGUUCAGCAGGUACAGGCUGUUCUUGAUAAACAGGCCCCACGAAGGCUGAUUCAGCACAGUCAUGACAAAAGAAUUACUGUUUGUUACAGUAACUGAAAAAAGUCCAAAUUCUGGGACAAAUGUGAAAUAUUUUGCAUUACACUGUUACUAUGCUCUC
Molecule: messenger RNA, 3814 nt
Organism: Lepisosteus oculatus (spotted gar)
Lineage: Eukaryota; Metazoa; Chordata; Actinopteri; Semionotiformes; Lepisosteidae
Source: RefSeq, a predicted model, not a curated record